Molecule: messenger RNA, 159 nt
Organism: Dovyalis caffra
Lineage: Eukaryota; Viridiplantae; Streptophyta; Magnoliopsida; Malpighiales; Salicaceae
Source: the annotation of a GenBank genome assembly
AUGACAGGAGAUAUGAAGGAAUUGAAUUCUGUGGGGGGUUAUGAAAAGAAAAGAAACAUGAGGGAGUUGAGUUACGUGGGCAUUGAUGAAUUAAAGCAGAAGCUUGCAUACACCAUCCUUGAAUUAGAGUCAAUGAAAGUUGCAGCAAUGAAGAAAUGA